Alnus glutinosa is the source of this 2778-nucleotide messenger RNA. RefSeq names its product putative zinc transporter At3g08650. NCBI's taxonomy places the organism in Eukaryota, Viridiplantae, Streptophyta, Magnoliopsida, Fagales, Betulaceae. Bases 642 to 2444 code for a protein of 600 amino acids. The record is from RefSeq and is a predicted model, not a curated record. The transcript has 6 exons. Gene Ontology annotation, molecular function: zinc ion transmembrane transporter activity. Gene Ontology annotation, biological process: zinc ion transmembrane transport. Gene Ontology annotation, cellular component: membrane.
UUUUGUACGAAAACAACGUGCUGCCUCUAAUCAAACCCUAUUUUAUCUUUAAACGUUUUCGUUCAAAAUAAGUAUUUGGAUUGUUUAAUGGAAUUGAUAAUAAGGAUAAAAAAUCAUCACCAUCACCGGGGUUUAUUCCAUUGGAACCUUCUUUGCCUCAUCCUAUCAAAAUCGGUGGGUGGUCUUCCCAGGCUGACUCAGUAACUCGUUCGUUGCUUUUGGAGAGCGCUUUUCCUUCUUCUUCUUUUUUGUAUCUAUUGUUUUAGGUGGUGUGGCGCUGAGGAUCAUGGAAGUCUUAUAAUGUUGCUGUUUUGGCAGUAAUUCUGUCAAUAAUUCUUCCCAUUUCGAAAAUCCAAUUGAUAGCUUACUGUAGCUAAUGCUGGUAUCAAGGUAGACAUCCAAAAAGGACUGGGUGGCUUCUAAUUGCUGCACCUAAAUAAGGCUUCUGAGUGCAUUCUUACUGAAAAUUAAAGGGUAUUUUCUCUUCCUGAGUUAUAGUUCUCAAAGCCGCACAAGCGAGGAACCUUGUUUUGUGCUGAGGUGGGAUUAGUUUGUUUGAUUAGGGGCUGGGCAGACUAGAGAGACCACUAUUUCUGAUUACAUCUGAGGAAAGAUAUAUUGUGUGCCGCUCAAGAUUCCAGAUGAAAAUGCAGUUGAGAUUUAAGCAAUUCCUCUUAUUCUCGCUGUUCUCUUCCAUCUUGUUCUUUGGUUAUGCUACAUCAGAGGUCGAACAUGAAAUUUCAGGAAAGCUGAGAGCUGCUCCACUCAAGAAUGUUGGAGAUAAUGUUAUAGAUGGCACUGGUACAGAGACUUCCUUCAAUUUUGAGGAUACCAAUAAUGGACUGGGAGAGAGGAAAGUUGGAAGUGGCAAAGUUUCGGUGUCGACGGUUGCGUUGUUUACCUUGGCAAUGGCUGCUGCCACUGGUUUAGGUGCAGUCCCAUUCUUCUUUGUCGAACUCAAUCCGGAGUGGGCUGGUUUAUGCAAUGGAAUGGCUGCUGGUGUGAUGUUGGCUGCAAGUUUUGAUCUCAUACAGGAAGGGCAGCAGGGGCAUGAUGCUGGAAGUUGGGUUGUGAUUGGGAUUUUAGCUGGUGGAAUAUUCAUUUGGCUCUGUAAGAAGUUUCUUGAACAAUACGGGGAAGUAAGUAUGUUGGACAUAAAAGGUGCAGAUGCUUCCAAAGUCAUUCUUGUUAUUGGAAUAAUGACACUUCAUUCAUUUGGGGAGGGCUCUGGUGUUGGGGUUUCAUUUGCUGGCUCAAAGGGGUUCUCUCAAGGUCUUUUGGUAACUCUGGCUAUUGCUGUGCACAAUAUACCUGAGGGAUUAGCUGUGAGUAUGUUGCUUGCAUCAAAGGGUGUUUCUCCACCGAAUGCCAUGUUAUGGAGUGUAAUUACAUCAUUACCUCAGCCUAUUGUAGCCGUGCCUUCAUUCAUAUGUGCGGAUGCAUUUAACAAGUUCUUGCCUUUUUGUACGGGUUUUGCUGCUGGAUGUAUGAUCUGGAUGGUUGUUGCAGAGGUACUCCCCGAUGCAUUUAAGGAAGCCUCUUCAUCCCAGGUUGCAUCGGCAGCUACCCUUUCUGUUGCAUUUAUGGAAGCUCUUGGCACUUUGUUUCAGAGUUUCAGCCAUGGCUACAACUCAGAGGAUGCUUCUGGCUUCUUUGUUUCUUUACUUUUUGGUCUUGGGCCAUUGCUCGGUGGAAUUGUUCUUGUUGCAUUUGCCCUUGCUUUCCGACUUCAGCAUGCUCUUCUAAUGGGUGCAGCUUCGGGCAUCGCCUUUGUCCUUGGUGCCUGGCGACCACUGCAGCUACUUUUGUCUUCGAAAAUGGGAUUUAUCCCUGUCAUAUUACUGCUUGCAAUGGGAGCUGCAUUCUUCCAUGUUGUAAGCUCUAGUGUUCUGAAGCUUGGAGGUCGCAGAAAAGCGUCUGUCAAUGACUUGCCUACAGGAACCAGUUUUCCCAUGAGCGUUCACACCCUUCAAUCAUUCCUGUCAUGUGGAGCAGUUGCCUUUCAUGCUUUGGCUGAGGGCCUUGCACUAGGAGUGGCUGCCCCAAAAGCUCCUGGACUUGGUCAGCACAUGGUCCUUCCUGUCUCUCUACACGGCUUCCCUCGAGGUGCAGCUGUGGCUAGCUGCAUAUUUGGGGCUACUGAUAGCUGGCAUGGGUCCCUUGCAGCUGCUGCCCUAAUUGGAUUUACAGCUCCAGUAUCAGCAAUCGGAGCAAUACUUGCAGGAAUUGACUACACUGGUCUAGACCAUGUGAUGGUAUUUGCUUGCGGUGGAUUACUCCCAAGCUUUGGAAGUAUAAUUAAGAGAGGAGUAAGGUUGGACACACGGAAAAGCAGUUGUGGGCUUGUGAUGGGAUUGGUGUUUGCCACUUUGUGUUUAACGUUCACUAAGUUGGUUUGCCUGCACACACCUUACUGCAAUUCUGCACCAGAGGCUGUCAGAUGAGUUGAUGAUGCUUCAGCUCAUGAGUGAUGUGUAAUUAUUAAUUAGGUGCACUUGCAUAUGUCGAUGUGGUUAGAACAGUCAAAUCUUCCAACAGGUAUGUGCUUAGCAGUCAUCUUCCCAACAUGUGACCUAGUCAUCUCCUGCCAGGCUAAGCAUACCCAUCAAAAAUUGUAGAUGUGAUUCAGUGCAAAAGGGAUGUUAUAAAGGAAAUGUUUCAGCGAAGUAUGCCAGGAGAUGGGAGGUUUUCUGUAAUACAAACGUAGAUAUUAUCGCCUUAUUUUUUUCCUUUCUGUUAUAGAAAGAACAAAGAAAGAAAUGGGGGUUUCCCCUUUCA